UGAUUCGACGCGACCGCGAGCAGACGUACCUUCGUGUCUUAUCCGUCUACCGCGUGCCUCGUGUGAGUGUUGUCCUCAAGUACAACGGGCAGCUAUUCGUUUUGCGAACGAAACCCUCCGUGUGGCACAACAACGCGACGUUCGCAAAACGACACGAGUCGCGAAAUAAGACGGUUGCAAAAUCGAUGGAGAGAGCGGGUCGGAACGGAUCGAGCUGAGGGACAAAGCCGUGGCGUGGAAAUUGCGUGGAAAGACAAAGACAAGCGUAGCGGUUCACGGCUGUCUGGUCGUCCGAAUCGAUUUUUGGGCUCACAAAAAGCAGCUUUAUAACUAUAUUACAAAAAUGACCGAAUAUAUCGAACAAUGUAUCUUUCCUCGAAACCAUUUGCAACGAAAAUCACCAAUAAAGUCUCAUAUAUUUAUCGAAGAAGAUGAAGUUGAUAAUGGAUCCUCGAUGUCUUCAGAUUAUCGAUUUGAAUCCGCUCGUUUGGCCAGCUUUAAAAACUGGCCAUGUUCGUGGACAAAGCCAGAGAAACUCGCGGCGGCUGGAUUUUUUUAUACUGGCGAAAGCGAUAAAGUGAAAUGUUUCGAAUGUAAUAUAGAAAUAUGUCAAUGGCGGGAAGAAGACAAUCCAAUGGUUGAUCAUCAGCGGUGGUCUGGAAAAUGUAGGUUUAUUCGUAAAAUUCCAUGCGGCAAUGUGCCGAUCGGUACGGAUCCUAGCGCAAUUCCGGCGCCUGUACCUAAAGGAGUAGAUGUAUGUGGACCUUAUGGUUCAAUAUACAUGCCUUUUUCCGGUCCAGAUCAUGAUGAAGAUCGAGAAAUUGAACAAAAAAUGAAUUCUACAUUGAAAGAAUUCACUGAAACAUCAAGACCGAAGCAUCCCGAAUACGCUAGUUAUGCUGCUAGAUUAGCGUCGUAUGAUAGAUGGCCUAAAGCAAUGUCACAAACUAAAGAAGAACUAGCAACUGCUGGUUUUUAUUAUACUGGAAGUGGCGAUCAAACAUUAUGUUAUCAUUGCGGUGGAGGAUUAAGGGAUUGGGAGCCAAAUGAUGAUCCUUGGGUGGAGCAUGCCAAAUGGUUCGAAUACUGUCCUUAUUUGCUUUUGACUAAAGGAAUGGAGUUUGUGAGCAACAUUACAGGGAGAACGUAUAUCGGAGCAGAAAACGUAUCAACUGCAGUUGAUAAAUUGAAUGAAAAAUUAGAGAAAGCUGAGAGUACUGCCAGCGGAAGUUCUCAAAAUUCAAUCAGUUCUGAAAUAACUAAUAAUAAUACAGAAGCAAGUGCUGUAGCAGGUGAAGCUAAAAGCGAGGAACAAUCUGUCCAAUCACAGGGUGACAAACCAUGCGACAAGGAUGCAAGAUUAUGUAAAAUUUGCUAUAGUAGAGAAGUACGGAUUGUAUUUAUGCCAUGCGGACAUUUAUUGGCGUGUGCAGAGUGUGCGAAAAAUAUGAAAAUAUGCGGCGUAUGUCGUAAGAAUGUUGAACUUACUGUACAAGUGUACAUCUCAUAGUGUCUUUAUCCUUGUGAUAAAUAAUCGGAUUCUGAUAAAAUUUUCAACUUAUCAUCAUUAUGAAGACUGACAUUUUCAAGCAAAACUAAAUGACAUGACUCAUGUAGCAUACCGAUUAGCAGGUACAAACUAUAUAACGUUGAAGCUCUUGUUAAUGAAAUAUUAACUUUUCACGGUUAUUAUGGUCUCAAUAGAAAGGAUAUUCUGUUGUAAUAUUAACAAGUGAAUG
Trachymyrmex cornetzi is the source of this 1739-nucleotide messenger RNA. Its product is annotated as putative inhibitor of apoptosis. The record is from RefSeq and is a predicted model, not a curated record. Gene Ontology annotation, cellular component: nucleus; cytoplasm. The transcript has 3 exons. Gene Ontology annotation, biological process: negative regulation of apoptotic process; regulation of cell cycle. Lineage: Eukaryota; Metazoa; Arthropoda; Insecta; Hymenoptera; Formicidae. Bases 344 to 1510 code for a protein of 388 amino acids. Gene Ontology annotation, molecular function: cysteine-type endopeptidase inhibitor activity involved in apoptotic process.